Linnemannia hyalina is the source of this 1191-nucleotide messenger RNA. The record is from the annotation of a GenBank genome assembly. Lineage: Eukaryota; Fungi; Mortierellomycota; Mortierellomycetes; Mortierellales; Mortierellaceae.
AUGGAUCACAACUCUAUGGAGACCUUCUUUGGUCUCAUCAAGACUCCAAUCGAUGCUCUUAUAAUCUUUGAAGGCAAAGUUCACCGUCGCCUCUCUGACAUUGAGCGCCAAUCAGUCCGAUCUGGCUCGGUCUACUGCUUUGAUGAGCGUGAGGCGGGCAUGCGCCGCUGGACCGACGGCAAGAGCUGGAGUCCCAGUCGAGUUACCGGCAGCUUCCUUACCUACCGCGAGCUCGACGAGGCCCAAGGCAGCUACAACGGCAAAUACUCCUACCGCCAGAACGGACUCUUGAAGCAAUCGUUUAGUAUUACCACUGUCGACAAUCAAAAGCUCCAUCUUAUCUCGUACUACACGUCCGACGACGUCAGUUCCGAGCGCCUUCGCAACACUCCUUCCUCAGACCCCCAAUUAUCCAAAAUUGUCAUUCCCAAGGGCCUCUAUCCCGAGACUGCAGUCAACAACGAGCAGCCCGUCCCCAUCAUCCAGGCGAGCCCUUCGCCCCCCAUGUCCCACUCUCUCCGGCAACGCCCUGCUGUCGCUCGUCCCAUGCAACAGCAGAGCGAGGAAGAAUCUCGAAUCCCCAAAGUCCUUACCCACCCACAGCCACAUCACCACCAUCGUCGCAACGAUUCUGCCUCGUCCUCGCACUCGCACUCCUCGGGUCACCGUCGAACAAACUCAGGGUCACUGAGUCUGAAGGAUCACCGUUACUCACCGAUCCAAAUCCCUGAUGGAAAGCACUUGGGUGCCCGAUCUCGAUCCAAUAGUAACCUUGCUGUUUACUCUUCCAUGAGCCCAAAUGGCAAUCUUCAAGAGCUACGCGAUCGUCGCUACAAAUCAUCAAGUCCAGCGGCAAUGACCUUGUUUCCCACACCACCGUCCAAUGCCUAUUCGCCUGCAGCUUCGUGGGCCUCGGACGAUGAUCAUCCCAUGACGGAGGACCGUGCAAACGAUGCUCCUGGCAUCACUUCCAAGGCAGUUCCUCUGCGCGAGCUCCCUCCAAUCCACCAAGGCAUUAAGGAUCAGGCGAUGGAGGGUAGCGAGCAAGAUUCUCUUUCUGUCCUGGCAAACCUUGCCACCCACACCAUGCUCCUCCCCAAGUUGGAGCCUAAAGAGGUCUCGCGGGAAAGAGUCCGAUGGGUCGAAGACGACCGUCAAUUGCGUGCUCUUUCAUCUAUGCUCCGCCUCUAA